Molecule: messenger RNA, 642 nt
Organism: Lathyrus sativus (Indian pea)
Lineage: Eukaryota; Viridiplantae; Streptophyta; Magnoliopsida; Fabales; Fabaceae
Source: the annotation of a GenBank genome assembly
AUGAACCAAGGAGGAGGAGGAGCAGGAGGAGGAGGGUCGGUAAAAAUGUCUUCGACCGCUGUCAAAGGCCAGAUGAAAGGCCUCCUUAAAGGACUAAGAUACAUUUCACAAAUUUUCGAUGAGGAUGAAGAAAAGGAGAUACAAAUUGGGUUUCCGACAGAUGUAAAGCAUUUGGCACAUAUUGGAUGCGAAGAUGGAAAGGCGAAUCCACCUAGCUGGAUGACGGAGUUCAAAGAUACACAACAAUCUUCCCCGAAAGCAAAGACAUCUGAAGGCCUAGAUAGUGGUAAUAAUAGUGACACCAAUAGUAGUGUAAAAGGAGACGGAAAGAAAAGCCACGUUCGAAAGUCAAGGCACCGUUCAUCGGACAGCCAAUCUUCGAUAAACUCUCCUCCGCGAGAGGAAGGAGAAUCCGUCAAGCCAUCACGAAGACGACACAGCCGUCAUUCAACAGAAGAAGAAGAUGGCACCAAACCACCAUCUACCAAACAUACACAUCGCAGAAAGACCAAAACGUCAGAGGAUAAAGACAAAGAAUCUUCUUCCACAAGAAAGCCUCGAAGGUCGUCCAAGGCUGGUUCCUUAACUGAUGUCUCGUUCACGAAUCUUGGGUCAGGAUCUGUUUCUGGGCCUUUAGCCUAA